Messenger RNA from Closterium sp. Naga37s-1, 3981 nucleotides. The record is from the annotation of a GenBank genome assembly. Lineage: Eukaryota; Viridiplantae; Streptophyta; Zygnematophyceae; Desmidiales; Closteriaceae.
AUGACUGCAUGUGAUGGCAUGAGUGCAUGUGAUGGCAUGAGUGCAUGUGAUGGCAUGACUGCAUGUGAUGGCAUGACUGCAUGUGAUGGCAUGAGUGCAUGUGAUGGCAUGACUGCAUGUGAUGGCAUGAGUGCAUGUGAUGGCAUGAGUGCAUGUGAUGGCAUGAGUGCAUGUGAUGGCAUGAGUGCAUGUGAUGGCAUGACUGCAUGUGAUGGCAUGAGUGCAUGUGAUGGCAUGAGUGCAUGUGAUGGCAUGAGUGCAUGUGAUGGCAUGACUGCAUGUGAUGGCAUGACUGCAUGUGAUGGCAUGAGUGCAUGUGAUGGCAUGAGUGCAUGUGAUGGCAUGAGUGCAUGUGAUGGCAUGACUGCAUGUGAUGGCAUGAGUGCAUGUGAUGGCAUGAGUGCAUGUGAUGGCAUGAGUGCAUGUGAUGGCAUGACUGCAUGUGAUGGCAUGACUGCAUGUGAUGGCAUGAGUGCAUGUGAUGGCAUGAGUGCAUGUGAUGGCAUGACUGCAUGUGAUGGCAUGAGUGCAUGUGAUGGCAUGACUGCAUGUGAUGGCAUGAGUGCAUGUGAUGGCAUGAGUGCAUGUGAUGGCAUGACUGCAUGUGAUGGCAUGAUGCAUGUGAUGGCAUGUGAUGGCAUGACUGCAUGUGAUGGCAUGACUGCAUGUGAUGGCAUGACUGCAUGUGAUGGCAUGACUGCAUGUGAUGGCAUGAGUGCAUGUGAUGGCAUGAGUGCAUGUGAUGGCAUGAGUGCAUGUGAUGGCAUGAGUGCAUGUGAUGGCAUGACUGCAUGUGAUGGCAUGAGUGCAUGUGAUGGCAUGAGUGCAUGUGAUGGCAUGAGUGCAUGUGAUGGCAUGACUGCAUGUGAUGGCAUGACUGCAUGUGAUGGCAUGACUGCAUGUGAUGGCAUGACUGCAUGUGAUGGCAUGACUGCAUGUGAUGGCAUGAGUGCAUGUGAUGGCAUGACUGCAUGUGAUGGCAUGAGUGCAUGUGAUGGCAUGAGUGCAUGUGAUGGCAUGAGUGCAUGUGAUGGCAUGAGUGCAUGUGAUGGCAUGACUGCAUGUGAUGGCAUGAGUGCAUGUGAUGGCAUGAGUGCAUGUGAUGGCAUGACUGCAUGUGAUGGCAUGACUGCAUGUGAUGGCAUGAGUGCAUGUGAUGGCAUGAGUGCAUGUGAUGGCAUGAGUGCAUGUGAUGGCAUGACUGCAUGUGAUGGCAUGAGUGCAUGUGAUGGCAUGAGUGCAUGUGAUGGCAUGAGUGCAUGUGAUGGCAUGAGUGCAUGUGAUGGCAUGACUGCAUGUGAUGGCAUGACUGCAUGUGAUGGCAUGAGUGCAUGUGAUGGCAUGAGUGCAUGUGAUGGCAUGAGUGCAUGUGAUGGCAUGACUGCAUGUGAUGGCAUGAGUGCAUGUGAUGGCAUGAGUGCAUGUGAUGGCAUGACUGCAUGUGAUGGCAUGACUGCAUGUGAUGGCAUGAGUGCAUGUGAUGGCAUGAGUGCAUGUGAUGGCAUGAGUGCAUGUGAUGGCAUGACUGCAUGUGAUGGCAUGAGUGCAUGUGAUGGCAUGAGUGCAUGUGAUGGCAUGAGUGCAUGUGAUGGCAUGAGUGCAUGUGAUGGCAUGAGUGCAUGUGAUGGCAUGAGUGCAUGUGAUGGCAUGACUGCAUGUGAUGGCAUUGCAUGUGAUGGCAUGAGUGCAUGUGAUGGCAUGAGUGCAUGUGAUGGCAUGAGUGCAUGUGAUGGCAUGAGUGCAUGUGAUGGCAUGAGUGCAUGUGAUGGCAUGACUGCAUGUGAUGGCAUGAGUGCAUGUGAUGGCAUGAGUGCAUGUGAUGGCAUGACUGCAUGUGAUGGCAUGAGUGCAUGUGAUGGCAUGAGUGCAUGUGAUGGCAUGAGUGCAUGUGAUGGCAUGACUGCAUGUGAUGGCAUGAGUGCAUGUGAUGGCAUGAGUGCAUGUGAUGGCAUGAGUGCAUGUGAUGGCAUGACUGCAUGUGAUGGCAUGAGUGCAUGUGAUGGCAUGAGUGCAUGUGAUGGCAUGAGUGCAUGUGAUGGCAUGACUGCAUGUGAUGGCAUGAGUGCAUGUGAUGGCAUGAGUGCAUGUGAUGGCAUGAGUGCAUGUGAUGGCAUGAGUGCAUGUGAUGGCAUGAGUGCAUGUGAUGGCAUGACUGCAUGUGAUGGCAUGAGUGCAUGUGAUGGCAUGAGUGCAUGUGAUGGCAUGAGUGCAUGUGAUGGCAUGAGUGCAUGUGAUGGCAUGAGUGCAUGUGAUGGCAUGAGUGCAUGUGAUGGCAUGAGUGCAUGUGAUGGCAUGAGUGCAUGUGAUGGCAUGAGUGCAUGUGAUGGCAUGAGUGCAUGUGAUGGCAUGACUGCAUGUGAUGGCAUGAGUGCAUGUGAUGGCAUGAGUGCAUGUGAUGGCAUGAGUGCAUGUGAUGGCAUGAGUGCAUGUGAUGGCAUGACUGCAUGUGAUGGCAUGAGUGCAUGUGAUGGCAUGAGUGCAUGUGAUGGCAUGAGUGCAUGUGAUGGCAUGAGUGCAUGUGAUGGCAUGACUGCAUGUGAUGGCAUGAGUGCAUGUGAUGGCAUGAGUGCAUGUGAUGGCAUGACUGCAUGUGAUGGCAUGAGUGCAUGUGAUGGCAUGAGUGCAUGUGAUGGCAUGAGUGCAUGUGAUGGCAUGAGUGCAUGUGAUGGCAUGACUGCAUGUGAUGGCAUGAGUGCAUGUGAUGGCAUGACUGCAUGUGAUGGCAUGAGUGCAUGUGAUGGCAUGACUGCAUGUGAUGGCAUGAGUGCAUGUGAUGGCAUGAGUGCAUGUGAUGGCAUGACUGCAUGUGAUGGCAUGAGUGCAUGUGAUGGCAUGAGUGCAUGUGAUGGCAUGACUGCAUGUGAUGGCAUGAGUGCAUGUGAUGGCAUGAGUGCAUGUGAUGGCAUGAGUGCAUGUGAUGGCAUGAGUGCAUGUGAUGGCAUGAGUGCAUGUGAUGGCAUGAGUGCAUGUGAUGGCAUGACUGCAUGUGAUGGCAUGAGUGCAUGUGAUGGCAUGAGUGCAUGUGAUGGCAUGAGUGCAUGUGAUGGCAUGAGUGCAUGUGAUGGCAUGAGUGCAUGUGAUGGCAUGAGUGCAUGUGAUGGCAUGACUGCAUGUGAUGGCAUGAGUGCAUGUGAUGGCAUGAGUGCAUGUGAUGGCAUGAGUGCAUGUGAUGGCAUGAGUGCAUGUGAUGGCAUGAGUGCAUGUGAUGGCAUGAGUGCAUGUGAUGGCAUGAGUGCAUGUGAUGGCAUGAGUGCAUGUGAUGGCAUGAGUGCAUGUGAUGGCAUGACUGCAUGUGAUGGCAUGACUGCAUGUGAUGGCAUGAGUGCAUGUGAUGGCAUGAGUGCAUGUGAUGGCAUGAGUGCAUGUGAUGGCAUGAGUGCAUGUGAUGGCAUGAGUGCAUGUGAUGGCAUGAGUGCAUGUGAUGGCAUGAGUGCAUGUGAUGGCAUGAGUGCAUGUGAUGGCAUGAGUGCAUGUGAUGGCAUGAGUGCAUGUGAUGGCAUGAGUGCAUGUGAUGGCAUGAGUGCAUGUGAUGGCAUGAGUGCAUGUGAUGGCAUGAGUGCAUGUGAUGGCAUGAGUGCAUGUGAUGGCAUGAGUGCAUGUGAUGGCAUGACUGCAUGUGAUGGCAUGACUGCAUGUGAUGGCAUGAGUGCAUGUGAUGGCAUGAGUGCAUGUGAUGGCAUGAGUGCAUGUGAUGGCAUGACUGCAUGUGAUGGCAUGACUGCAUGUGAUGGCAUGAGUGCAUGUGAUGGCAUGACUGCAUGUGAUGGCAUGAGUGCAUGUGAUGGCAUGAGUGCAUGUGAUGGCAUGACUGCAUGUGAUGGCAUGACUGCAUGUGAUGGCAUGAGUGCAUGUGAUGGCAUGAGUGCAUGUGAUGGCAUGAGUGCAUGUGAUGGCAUGACUGCAUGUGAUGGCAUGAGUGCAUGUGAUGGCAUGAGUGCAUGUGAUGGCAUGAGUGCAUGUGAUGGCAUGACUGCAUGUUGA